This is a messenger RNA of Colletotrichum gloeosporioides, 879 nucleotides long. RefSeq names its product 2 5-dichloro-2 5-cyclohexadiene-1 4-diol dehydrogenase. Bases 1 to 879 code for a protein of 292 amino acids. The transcript is spliced from 2 exons. The record is from RefSeq and is a predicted model, not a curated record. Lineage: Eukaryota; Fungi; Ascomycota; Sordariomycetes; Glomerellales; Glomerellaceae.
AUGGCCGAAUUCCUGAUCGCGGAUGAAGACCUCGCAGGCGUCAAGGGCAAGGUGGUCAUCGUCACCGGCGGCUCGUCGGGCAUCGGCCUCGCCACCGUCACCACCCUCCUCGCCCACGGCGCCUCCGUCGUCAACGCCGACAUCCAGCCCCCGCCGCAGCAGCCCGAGGCGUGUUACACGUUCGUCAAGACGGACGUGACUCUCUGGGCGGACCAGAUCGCGCUGUUCAAGAAGACCAAGGAGGUCUACGGGCGCGUGGACCAUGUCUUCGCCAACGCUGGCAUGGGGCCCAAUGCCAACUACCUCUCCACCGAGGUCGACGAGAACGGCGAUCUGAAGGAGCCGUCGCAUGCGCUGUUGGAUGUUAGCUUGAAGGGCGUGAUGCACACGGCCACGAUCGCUAUCUUCCACAUGCGGCAGCAGGCCGAGGGCGGGAGCAUCGUCAUCAACGGCUCCACGACGGGUUUGCAACGACUCCGCGCUGUGGAUUACUAUUACGAAGCCACCGCAAAACACGCGGUGCUCGGCUUCGGGCGCGGCCUCUUCUCCCUGCUCGGGGCCGCCAGCCUGCCCAUCAGAGUCAACACGCUGGCGCCCACGUGGACCGACAGCAGCGUGCUCCCGGACCUGAAGGGGCUGAUGAAGAAGAUCGGCGUCGAGCUGCAGCCCGCGGAGGCCGUUGCGCGCGGUGCGGCCCUGAUGAUGGCGGACGCGUCCCGCAACGGGCAGGUCAUCCACGUCCAGCUGGGCAAGUACAAGGAGAUUGACGAGAGCGUGUUGCUGCCUGCAUUUGAGUCGAUCAAGGGCCCCGACUACCCCGGCGAGGACGAGGUCUUUCGGCGGUUGCAGGAGGUGUUGUUUGCGGGGUGGAGCUCAUAA